AGGGGAGGGAGCAAAGAGGGGCCGGGGCCCUUUAAAACGAGGCAGGCUAGUGCCUGCCCCUUUAAGGGCGGGGCAUCCCGACGACUGAAUCUGAGCCCCAGAUUACCCCGAGUUUCCGUCACAGGCAGUGGGGAAAGGCUCAUAGGCUGGGUCCGGGUGCUUGGCGGCGGCGGCCUUAUCCCCCCGCUCGUCCUCCCCGGGCCCGGAGACACCCCCUGCUCCAGUCAUGCUGAACAGAGUAUGGAAGAAGCUGACUACGAAGUGCUAUCCGUGCGGGAGCAGCUAUUUCACGAGAGGGUCCGCGAGUGCAUCAUCUCAAUACUUCUGUUUGCAACACUCUACAUCCUCUGCCACAUCUUCCUGACACGCUUCAAGAAGCCUGCUGAGUUCACCACAGUGGAUGAUGAAGAUGCCACAGUCAACAAGAUUGCGCUUGAGCUGUGUACCUUUACCCUGGCAGUUGCCCUGGGUGCUGUCCUGCUCCUGCCCUUUUCCAUCAUCAGCAACGAGGUGCUGCUCUCACUGCCACGGAACUACUACAUCCAGUGGCUCAAUGGCUCCCUCAUCCACGGCCUUUGGAACCUUGUUUUUCUCUUCUCCAACCUGUCCCUCAUAUUCCUCAUGCCCUUUGCAUACUUCUUCACUGAGUCUGAGGGCUUUGCUGGCUCCAGAAAGGGUGUCCUGGGCAGAGUCUACGAGACAGUGGUGAUGUUAAUGCUUCUCACUCUUCUGGUGCUGGGCAUGGUAUGGGUGGCAUCAGCCAUUGUGGACAACAACAAGGCCAGCAGGGAGUCUCUGUAUGACUUCUGGGAGUACUAUCUCCCCUAUCUCUACUCCUGCAUCUCCUUCCUUGGGGUCCUGCUACUCCUGGUGUGUACUCCACUAGGUCUCGCCCGCAUGUUCUCAGUCACUGGGAAGCUGCUGGUCAAGCCCCGGUUGCUGGAAGACCUGGAAGAACAACUGUACUGCUCAGCCUUUGAGGAGGCAGCUCUGACCCGUAGGAUCUGUAAUCCCACCUCCUGCUGGCUGCCUUUAGACAUGGAGCUGCUGCACAGACAGGUCCUGGCUCUGCAGACACAGAGGGUCCUGUUGGAGAAGCGGCGGAAGGCAUCAGCCUGGCAGCGGAACCUGGGCUACCCCCUGGCCAUGCUGUGCUUGCUGGUGCUCACAGGUCUGUCUGUGCUCAUUGUGGCCAUCCACAUCCUGGAGCUGCUCAUUGAUGAGGCUGCCAUGCCACGAGGCAUGCAGGGUGCCUCCCUGGGCCAGGUCUCCUUCUCCAAGCUGGGCUCCUUCGGUGCCAUCAUCCAGGUUGUACUCAUCUUUUACCUGAUGGUGUCCUCGGUUGUGGGUUUCUACAGCUCUCCACUUUUUGGGGGCCUGCGACCCAGGUGGCAUGACACAGCCAUGACUCAGAUAAUUGGGAACUGUGUCUGUCUCCUGGUCCUAAGCUCAGCACUCCCUGUCUUCUCUCGAACCCUGGGGCUCACUCGCUUUGACCUGCUGGGUGACUUUGGACGCUUCAUGCUGGGUAAUUUCUACAUCGUGUUCCUCUACAAUGCAGCCUUCGCUGGCCUCACCACACUCUGUCUGGUGAAGACCUUCACUGCAGCUGUGCGGGCAGAGCUGAUCCGGGCCUUUGGGCUGGAUAGACUACCGCUGCCUGUCUCUGGUUUUCCCCGGACAUCCAGGAAGACCCAGCACCAGUGACCUCCAGAUGGGGAUGGGAGGGAGAAAACUGGACACUGCCAUCUGCUGCCUAGGCCUGUAGGGGAGCCCAAGGGUGGUUGGACCUCAGGACCUGGAAUCUGAAAGGGUGGGUGGCAGAGGGGAGCUGAGCCAUCUGCACUGUUGCAUAAUCUGAGCCAGAGUUUGGGACCAGGCACCCUGCUUUCCAGACCUAACUGUGGCCUCAGCAUAGGGUGGGCUGGUUGACUGGAUCUGGCUCCUGGUCCCAAAUCUGUUUACACAUCAAUCUGCCUCACUGCUCUUCCGGGCCAUGCCCGUAGUCAUGUUUACAUGAUUUGAUGUGCAAUAGGGUAGGGUGGGGGUGGGAGGGACUGGGCCAGGGGCAGACUUGAGAGGCAGGUUGUCUCCCUUGCCUCUGUUCCAGCAAGCCUAAGCACUGUGCUAUCCUAGAGGGACUUUGGACCACUGGAGAAAAUGGGGGCAAUUGGGUGGAAGAGGCUGCACCCAUCAGCAAUAAAGUUGAUCCCAGGGUUUGCUUUGGUUUUUUUAAAGAGCCUGUCUCUGUAUCUAUUUGAACAGCCUUGCUCCCACCAGUCCUGAGCCUACCAUCUGAGAAAACGGAUCUUACCACCAUCCUUUUCCUUCCCUUCUAUCUGCAUUCUCAGUGUCCUUUGGGUACAUAGAUCUAGUAUUAGGCCAUACAGUUGGCAGUGGGAAGCUUCUUUUCCCUUUGUUUUGCUUUAAAACUGGCUGGUCCCCUGCUCUUCCUUAUACCCAUGACCUUGUUUUUGUACCUUUGGAAUUGGGGGUUGUAGGACAUGAGCACAGGAAUAAGAUAACCUCCUCUAUAUACUCAACUUUCAGU
Sciurus carolinensis (gray squirrel) is the source of this 2551-nucleotide messenger RNA. RefSeq names its product limb development membrane protein 1 like (gene Lmbr1l). The record is from RefSeq and is a predicted model, not a curated record. Gene Ontology annotation, biological process: receptor-mediated endocytosis; signal transduction. Lineage: Eukaryota; Metazoa; Chordata; Mammalia; Rodentia; Sciuridae. Gene Ontology annotation, molecular function: transmembrane signaling receptor activity.